AUGUAUUUUCUGAAGAACCUCUAUCCAGGCACACAGAUUAAUAUUCGUGAUAAUUUGCAGGAAUUUCUACCCUCACUUUCAAUAUCUUUCUGUGAUUGGCUCUUCGCUUGUAUCGCUAUUGAGCGUGCGACAAGUGUGAUUAAAGGUAUUCAGUUCAACAAAGCACUGAGUGUUCGCAUGGCCAAGUUUGUCAUUCCAACAUUGAUUGUCGGUCUGAUCUUUACAUUGAUUCAUAAAGUGUUCACUCGAGAACUAAUUCCAGAUCCACGUAUAGAUGAACGUUUUUGGUGUGUUGUCAGGUUUUCGAAAGCUUGGCUGAACAAAUACGAUGUUACUAUGAAUUUGGUCACUAAUAUUGUCCCAUUUUUGAUCAAUCUCAUUUCAGCCGUACUACUCUUGAUAACUCUUUUUCGUACGAAACAAAAAACAACCAGAAAGAGUUACGUGAAUCUUCUGAAGAAACAAGUGAAAACACAUAAAGACUUGAUUAUAAGUCCAAUUCUAAUGAUUAGCUGCAAGUUACCCAUACUUAUUGUUAUUCUUGUUAUUAAAUGUAUUAAAUACAAAUGGCAACUCUAUCUUUCGAUCAUAUCCUACUUCAUGGCACUUGUCCCAUUGACAGCGACGUUCGCCAUAUUUGUAUUGCCUUCUCUAUCAUAUCGAAAAGUCUUUAGUACUAGGCUAAACAAGUUAUUCGGACGACAAUUGGGAUCAAAAGCAUGACUAGAUGGACGUGCUUUCGUCUUAAUGCUUUUAAUAGUGUGUUUCGCUUUUGUUCUGUCAAAUAUGAUUGUUACUCAGUGUUGAAAUAAGAGGUGUCAUUAUAUAUUUACUUUCAAUUUAAUUUAUGCGUAAAUUUAAUUAUCACUAAUUUAAACUAUAAUAAAGGACCCCGGCGGCUUUCUCAACGUAUUCAUUUCGAAAAAGAAAAUACAGGGUUUUGUAGAGCUCGAAAAGUUACAUCUAGUGAUAUAUGAAUCAGAUUGGUUUCUAUUCAAUUUCAAGACUUUUUCCUUUAUAAGUUGAUCUUAUCAAAUAUUUAGGUUCAAAGCAUUAGACUAUCAUAUAGAAAGGGUCCUUAUCAGAAUACAAUAACAAUUAUUGUCUUACUUAGUCUUGUCGAGCUUUUUCCGCUCUACAAUUUUGCAUCUUUCGUUAACUCGUUUUAAAGAAAAAAUAUUUUUCUUUCAAUUCAAAAAUAUCAAAACUUUUAAUGAACAAUCCAGGAUUUCCACUUUUUGGAUAUUUUCGUGGUCUUUUAUUGUUCUUUAAUACCUAGUGCCAUCAACGUGACUUUUUCUAAGACACUGCACCUAGUCAUGAUCUAUCAUUAGCCAUAAAAACCAUAUUAAAAGUGGAAGUAAUUGUAGAAAACCUCACUCGACACUGUGCGUGAGACUGAGGGUGAGUUAUUCCCAGGUGAAUUUUUUACCGAAAAAUAGUUCAUGAAAACAUUUGAAGCACACAUAAGUCGACUCUGUUUUCGAUGCUGAUUCCAAAUAUGUGAUCAAAUUUUAAUAAUUCAGAUAAAAACGUAACUGUUUUCGCUAAAAUUUUCUAAAAGUCAGCAAAAAAGACAAAAUUUUGCGAGGGUCGCACAGUGUCGAGUGAGUCUUUCUACAAUUACGUGCAGCUUCUCGACAAGAACUUCAUGUUUUAUCGUGAAGAAAUCCAUGUUUCUCCACAAGAACCUCGCUCGUUUUCCUGUAGAAAUGCAUGCUUCUCCACAAGAACUUUCUGUUUUCUGCUGAAGCAAAUCAUCCGUCACCACAAGAACUUCAUGUUGUCUCCGGAAGAAAUCCAUGUUAGUUCACAAGAACUUCGUGUUUUCUCGUGACGAAAUCCAAGUUUCCACAAGAACUUCCUGUUUUCUGCUGAAGGAAUUCUCACCCU
Messenger RNA from Didymodactylos carnosus, 1893 nucleotides. Lineage: Eukaryota; Metazoa; Rotifera; Eurotatoria; Philodinida; Philodinidae. The record is from the annotation of a GenBank genome assembly.